ACUAACAAGGUCAUCUCAGUUUCAGUUUGUUGUGAGUGUUAAACAGUGAAUGACUAUAUAGUUAGUGAGAGAGUGUUCAUUUUUAAUUACGCGAUACGGAGUGCAGAAAAAUAACGACAAUAUGAGGCUGUCGCCGAAACAUUUUCAGAGCAUGUCGAAAAUGCUCGACUUUUAUUCCCAGUUCAACCCUUCGCCCCUGUCUAUAAAAAAAUUCAUCGAUUUCGGGUUGAACGCUUCGGAGAAGAAAUCAUUCAUAUUCCUGCGGAAGGAACUACCCGUCCGUCUGGCCAACAUAAUGAAAGAAAUAGCGUUGCUGCCCGAAAACCUGCUGCGCAUGCCUUCCGUCGUCGCGGUCAACGACUGGUACAUGCGCAGCUUCCAGGAGAUCAUCGAGUUCGAGAAGAGAGAGCCCGACGACGGGGUUUUGGAACACUUCUGCAACGAACUGGUCAAGAUCAGGAACAGGCAUUCAGACGUGGUGGAGACGAUGGCGCAGGGGGUGCUGGAGUUGAAGGAGUCCCACGACGUCGAUCACCACACGGAGCAUAGCAUCCAGUACUUCCUGGACAGGUUCUACAUGUCGAGGAUAUCGAUCAGGAUGUUGAUCAACCAGCAUAUACACUUAUUUUCAGCUUUGCUCUUUGGUGGUCAGCUGGAGAACGCGCCAGGGCCAAACAGAAGCAAGUACAUCGGCUGUAUAGAUACGCAAUGCGACGUCGUAAGUGUUAUAAAGGAUGCCUACGAGAAUGCGAGAUUCCUGUGCGAUCAAUACUAUCUGGCGUCUCCGGACCUCAUCAUCGAUCUGUCGCAUCACAAUCAGGGUGAACCAGAUCAGAACAUUAAUAUCGUCUAUGUACCGUCACAUCUCUAUCACAUGCUAUUUGAAUUGUUCAAAAACUCGAUGAGAGCCGUCAUGGAGUAUCAUUCCUCAGCCGAUCAAUACCCUCCUAUAACUGUCACAGUCGCCAAGGGCAAAGAGGACAUUUGUUUGAAAAUGUGUGACAGAGGUGGUGGAAUUCCCAGGUCUACAACCGAUCACCUGUUCAAGUAUAUGUACUCGACGGCCCCCCAACCGAGCAAAUCAGACGCCCACACUGUCCCCCUUGCCGGUUACGGUUAUGGCUUGCCUAUCUCUAGGUUAUACGCCAGGUAUUUCCAUGGAGAUCUAGUACUUCUCUCUUGUGAAGGGUAUGGGACAGAUGCUGUUAUAUAUAUGAAGGCUUUAAUCGACGAAGCUAACGAACUGCUUCCAAUUUUCAACAAAACGACUUCGAAGUUCUACAGAACGCUGGUGAAGACCGGAGACUGGUCCAAUCAGGCAACCGUCAUCGGAGAUAGGCAAAUAAGCACCAAAAUGAAAAACCAUCAGCUACCUCAGUCAAGUAAAGAAUUCAUGAGCGGGGCUCUCUAAUUAGAAAGUGAUAUAACAAGUGAUAGAAUCGGUUUUCUAAUUUGAACACACUGAGGUAUUUUUUUUGUGACUUGUAGGAUGAAGGAAAACUGGAUAUAGUUAGUUGAUAUCUUCAUUUAUGUCACAUCAAAGAUAUUUUUCUGUACGACAUACUAGCUUAGAUGACACAUGUAAGUUAUUUUUCUUAUCGCUGAUUUGUUAGAUAUUUCCUUUGUAUUCAAAAAGCAUUAUUUAUAACUAUGUUAGUUUAGGUGGAAGGAAAACAUUAGCUUAGCUGAGCAUCCUAUAUGUAUGUUCGAAGCGACAUUCAAAAUAAAUUAUUGAGCAAGUAUUACACUAGGUGGGAUGUAUUUUAAGGACCAGUUCUUUAAGAAUUUUUGUAAAUAUUUUAAUUGUUUAUGUACAAAUGUAAAUAUUUGAUUUUGGUUAUUUAUUUUGAUUAAGGCUUUCAAAACUGUCAUGAAAUGUGAUUUGAGUUGAUUAAAUAAAUUAAUUUUUUUA
Molecule: messenger RNA, 1912 nt
Organism: Leptinotarsa decemlineata (Colorado potato beetle)
Lineage: Eukaryota; Metazoa; Arthropoda; Insecta; Coleoptera; Chrysomelidae
Gene: Pdk
Product: Pyruvate dehydrogenase kinase
Biological process (GO): protein phosphorylation; regulation of glucose metabolic process
Cellular component (GO): mitochondrion
Molecular function (GO): pyruvate dehydrogenase (acetyl-transferring) kinase activity
Source: RefSeq, a predicted model, not a curated record